AUGGCGUCCACUGAAGAUGGCGUCAAAACGAACGAAAAGCUCUUCCCUGUCCUCGCCGAAGGAAGGCAUGCUGCUAGGAAGGAGCAAUCGAUGACCCUCUGGCAAGCCCUUCGACUAUACCCGAAAGCAGUUGGGUGGUCUAUCCUCCUCUCGUCUACUCUCGUCAUGGAAGGGUACGACCUUGCUCUGUUGAGCUCGAUGUACGCCUCCCCUGCCUUCAAUCAGAAAUUUGGCGAGCAGACAGCUUCAGGCAAAUGGGCCGUCCCAGCAUCCUGGCAGUCUGGUCUUUCCAACGGUGCACGUUGCGGGGAAGUCAUCGGACUUUUGAUCAAUGGCUUGGUCUCAGAACGACUGGGGUAUCGUCGAACAAUGAUAUGUGCUCUGGUCAUGAUCACGGCGGUCAUCUUUGUGUUCUUCUUUGCUGUCAAUGUGCAGAUGCUGUUGGCGGCCGAAAUUCUUGCAGGUAUCCCGUGGGGAAUUUUCCAGACUUUACCAGCAGCCUAUGCCUCAGAAGUAUGCCCAGUUGUUCUGCGACCAUAUCUGACAACCUUCAUCAACAUGUGUUGGGUUUUCGGGCAGUUCAUCGCAGUUGGUGUCAACCGCGGGUCAAUAUCUCGUGGCGAUCAAUGGGCAUGGCGCAUUCCCUUCGGCGUUCAGUGGGCAUUCCCCAUUCCCAUCAUAAUCGGCUGUCUCUUUGCACCCGAGUCACCUUGGUGGCAUGUGCGCCAAGGUAAUGUGCAAGGAGCCCGACGGGCGCUUCAGCGUCUGACGUCGUCCAAUGACCCGAAUUUCGACCCCGAAGAGACUAUUGCUAUGAUCCAACACACAAAUGAGCUGGAAAAAUCGCUCUCCAGUGGCACAACUUACAUGGAUUGCUUCAGAGGAACUAACCUCCGUCGCACCGAGGUGGUUUGCUUUGUUUGGUUAGUCCAGACUUUAUGUGGUCAAAACCUGAUGGGGUAUUUCGCCUACUUUUGUGUGCAGGCCGGUCUACCUACGAUUGAAUCAUUCAACAUGUCGCUUGGACAAUAUGGACUUGGUGUCCUGGGUACGAUUGGAUCAUGGUUCUUGAUGAGCUAUGCGGGCCGCCGAACUAUCCACAUCUCAGGCUUGGCCAGUCUUUUCGUCCUUCUCAUCAUUACAGGCUCCUUGUCGUUUGCACCAGAAGAAAACAAUGCAGCCAAGUGGUCAAUAGGCGUGAUGCUUAUCAUAUUCACCUUCUGCUAUGAUAUUAGCGUUGGCCCGGUCACAUAUUCCCUUGUCUCUGAACUUUCUUCAACUCGCCUGAAAGCAAAGACAAUUGUUCUUGCCCGGAGCUUGUACAACAUUAGCAACAUUGUUGUCAAUGUUCUAACAAACUAUCAACUCAAUUCCACGGCCUGGGACUGGGGUGCACGAUGCGCCUACUUUUGGGCUGGUACAUGUCUGGUAUCUUUGGUGUGGGCCUUCUUCCGCCUUCCUGAGCCAAAGGACCGCACGUAUGAGGAGCUUGAUUUACUCUUUGAGCGCGGGAUCUCAGCAAGAAAAUUCGCAAGUACAACCGUGGAUCCAUAUGAGGGUGAACCGACGGAGGUACACGAAGCAAAUGUAGAUAAAUAUUGA
Molecule: messenger RNA, 1602 nt
Organism: Penicillium salamii
Lineage: Eukaryota; Fungi; Ascomycota; Eurotiomycetes; Eurotiales; Aspergillaceae
Source: the annotation of a GenBank genome assembly